This is a messenger RNA of Penicillium daleae, 1542 nucleotides long. RefSeq names its product cation diffusion facilitator family transporter. Bases 1 to 1542 code for a protein of 513 amino acids. The record is from RefSeq and is a predicted model, not a curated record. Gene Ontology annotation, molecular function: monoatomic cation transmembrane transporter activity. Gene Ontology annotation, biological process: monoatomic cation transport; transmembrane transport. The transcript has 4 exons. Gene Ontology annotation, cellular component: membrane. Lineage: Eukaryota; Fungi; Ascomycota; Eurotiomycetes; Eurotiales; Aspergillaceae.
AUGUCCUCCCAAUCCUUUCUUCCACUGUCCUCACCUCUCGAGUCGCCGCGGUUAAUGCCCCGGCGACCCAGUCUGGAUCGCGAGCGUGAGAUCCUGUCUACUCGCGGCCAGCGCAUUCUGUCUUUGUUGCCCAGUCGACUCUCCAGCUCGGCCUUGCAAGACCUUGAGCAGAAUACAGCCGAGCCACCAACCUUUCUUCGGCGCGGAUCGCAGUUAAUCGGGCAUAGUAAUGCCCGAUAUGAAUGGCAGCGUUACUAUCGACCUCCGGAUUCUCUCAAGGGCCUGCGCAAGCCAAUUCGAAAGUAUUAUGAACGGAACAACCAGUUAAUUUCACAAUAUCUCUACAUCGAUCGCCUCCUAGACUCGUCUCUUCCGCAUAAUCUGAUCGAAGACUAUUCGGACUGCCACCACCACUUGGAGGCACAUACAAGCAAUGGCCAUCCUUCAUCCACCGGUGCGGAUGACAUGGCCAAUAUAACAGCCCAGGCAAAUUCCAAAGCUGCCAGAAUUAAACGCACGCCACAUAAUCUCUAUCGUAUCCCCGACGAGACGGCCCCGUUGCUCCCACCCACACAGGAGCCGGAAGAGGAGCAUUGUCCCCACCAUACCAUGCCCGAUCUAGAUACCAAUCAAGGCUUGUCUCCGGAAGCGGAAGAGCGCUUGGUGAACAUUGCUAUCCGUAUCAACUUUGUUGCAAACGUGAUCCUGCUAGUCUCCAAGGUGGCCAUCAUGGUCCUGACCAGUUCCAUGUCCGUGUUAGCAGGUCUCGUCGAUGGCGUUCUUGAUUUCCUCAGCACGGUGAUCAUCUGGGUGACCACUAGUUUGAUCCGCCGUCAAGAUCGUCGACGAUAUCCAAUCAGUCGCCGCCGCCUCGAGCCUCUGAGUGUGCUAGUCUUCUCCGUGAUUAUGGUUACAGCGUUUUUCCAAGUCGGACUGUCGUCCAUCAACAGACUGACCGGAGAUGACCAAACUCUCGUUGAAUUAUCGGUUCCUUCUAUUGCCUUGAUGGCAGGAACAGUGGUGAUCAAAUUGCUGUGCUGGAUCUGGUGUCGUCUCAUCCCGAGCCCCAGUGUCCAGGUCCUCGCUCAAGAUGCCAUGACUGAUGUUGUUUUCAACACCUUCAGCAUCAUUUUCCCGCUAAUCGGUUCUUUCGCUCGUCUCUGGUUCCUCGAUCCUCUUGGUGGUCUCCUCCUCUCUAUCUACAUCAUGUGGAACUGGGGUCGGACGGCAGGUGAGUACAUUCGGCGACUCACAGGUGCGGCGGCCUCCGCUACCGACCACAGUAUUCUACUGUAUAUGACGAUGCGCUUCUCCCGAGUGAUCCAGAAAAUUCAAGAUCUCAAGGCCUACUACGCGGGUGAUAAGCUGAAUGUCGAGGUUGAUCUGGUCGUGGACGAGCGAACCAGUUUACGCGACAGUCACGAUGUUGGUGAGAGUCUGCAGUACAUUCUGGAGAGCGUGCCGACCGUCGAUCGGGCUUUUGUACACUUGGACUACGAUCCAUGGAAUCUCCCCAGCCAUAUGAAUCAAUUAGAUCGAUAG